AUGCUGCUGAAAUACUUUCACAUUUACGGGCUAGCCUGUGGACUCGUACCCGCUCCACUCGACAAGUUCUCCAAGUUCUCCAAGGCUUCUAGGACCUACCUCAUUUACACCGCCUGUUUUCAAGGUCUGCUCCUGGUCCUCCUGCCGUUUACCUUUCCCAGAUAUAUGUACGACGCCAGCUACAUGAGACGGAAUCUGGUCCUCCAGUGGGCCUUCAGUCUCACCAACAUCACGAGGAUAAUAGCUAUGCUGACUGGUUUUUUCCUGACUUGGGGAAAGAGAACGAAGCUAAUAGCUUUGGAGAAGGCGUUGCUAGCCCACUGCCUGGAAUGCAGGGACUUGGAAGACGAUUCUACUGGCUUCCUCAAGCUGAGGCAGAGAAUUCAUGGCCUGCUGCGUCAGCAAUUUUUCCUCCUGAAUGUCCACGUUGUGGUUGCUGCACUGCUGCUCACACGCAUAGAUAAGGAUCAGGAAUUCAGCUACCACCUGAUGAUACUGGUCCACGUCCUGCAGUUUGCCUACAUAGUCAUUAUGACGGCGAGCCUGUAUGUGAUUCAUUCGCUGCUCCUCUGGCAGCAGGAGCGGGUAAACUUGGCUCUCCAGGAUCUCUGCUCUGCACUGAACCACGAGGAGCGAAACUCUCUGGUCCUAUCUAGAACCAUAGCCACAGAAUCAUUGCAGGUCAUGCGCCAUCUGUUCCAGUUGCAUUCGGAAAACCGCAGACUCUUGCGUGAGAUUUUCAAAGAGCUGGACGUUCCCAUUGCCAUGUUGCUCCUGAAGAUGUUUGUGACCAACGUGAAUCUGGUCUACCAUGGUGUCCAAUUUGGAAAUCACUCCAUAGAAACCACUAUUUUUACCAGAAUCUUGGGCCAACUGGUCGUGAUUUCCCACUACUGGAGUGCCAUACUGCUGAUGAACAUUCUGGACGACCUCACCCAAACCAGUGGCCCCAAAACGGGCCACAUUUUGAAGCAGUUUAGUCACCUAGAGCUGGUCAAACGAGAUUUCCAAUUGCAGUUGGAACUCUUUUCGGACCAUUUGCGUUGCCACCCGGCCACUUACAAGGUCUGUGGCCUGUUUGUGCUCAGCAAGCAGACUAGUCUGGUAUACUUUUUCUUUGUUUUGGUGCAGGUUUUGGUUUUGAUACAAUUCGAUAUGAAGGAUAAGUAAAGAAACUGAGUGAAAAUGAAUUAAGAAAAUAAAUACCAAAAUUGA
Messenger RNA from Drosophila ananassae, 1215 nucleotides. It is a transcript of the gene Gr58a, whose product is annotated as putative gustatory receptor 58a. Gene Ontology annotation, biological process: sensory perception of taste. The transcript is spliced from 2 exons. The record is from RefSeq and is a predicted model, not a curated record. The coding region runs from base 1 to 1170 and encodes 389 amino acids. Gene Ontology annotation, cellular component: membrane. Lineage: Eukaryota; Metazoa; Arthropoda; Insecta; Diptera; Drosophilidae.